CCCACUGUUUGUGAACGGGAGCUCUGUGUAUUUGCUUUCCAAACAUUAGGAGUGAUGAACGAAGCUGCUGAUGAAAUUGCAACUGGGGCUCAGGUGGUUGAUCUGUUAGUAUCCAUGUGUCGGUCUGCGUUAGAGUCACCUAGGAAAGUUGUCAUUUUUGAGCCAUAUCCUUCUGUAGUUGAUCCUAAUGAUCCUCAGAUGCUGGCCUUUAACCCCAGGAAGAAGAAUUAUGACCGAGUCAUGAAAGCAUUGGACAGUAUCACCUCUAUUAGAGAGAUGACACAGGCACCUUACUUGGAAAUAAAGAAGCAGAUGGAUAAACAAGACCCGCUUGCACAUCCUCUACUACAAUGGGUUAUUUCUAGUAAUAGAUCACAUAUUGUGAAGCUACCGGUGAACAGGCAACUGAAGUUUAUGCACACUCCCCACCAGUUCCUACUUCUCAGCAGUCCACCAGCCAAAGAAUCCAAUUUCCGAGCUGCUAAAAAUCUCUACGGAAGUACCUUUGCAUUUCAUGGUUCACACAUUGAAAAUUGGCAUUCCAUCCUGAGGAACGGCUUAGUUGUUGCUUCUAAUACGAGGCUGCAGCUCCAUGGUGCAAUGUUUGGAAGUGGAAUCUACCUUAGUCCAUUGUCAAGCAUAUCAUUUGGUUACUCAGGGAUGAACAAGAAGCAGCAGAAGGUGUCAGCUAAAGAUGAACCAGCUUCAGGCAGUAAGAGCAGUAAUACAUCACAGUCCCAGAAGAAAGGACAACAGUCACAAUUUUUGCAAAGCCGUAACUUAAAAUGCAUAGCCUUAUGUGAAGUGAUAACCUCAUCCGAUCUGCACAAACAUGGGGAGAUAUGGGUAGUUCCCAAUACGGAUCAUGUGUGUACAAGAUUUUUCUUUGUUUAUGAAGAUGGUCAAGUGGGUGAUACAAGUAUAAAUACACAGGAACCAAGCAUUCAUAAAGAGAUUCUUCGAGUCAUUGGCAAUCAAACUGCUACUGGUUAAAAGGACCACUCUUAUUUAAUUGAUGUGAUUUGGAAGCCUUCCUCAGUCUCAAAGCUGGAUUUUGAACUGAAGAAGAUGCAAAAACCUAAUUUAUUAUUACUAUUCUAAGCAAAUUAACCCUUUGAAUACUUACUGUUUUCUUACUUAGUAUUUCUUAUCUCACCAAAAUACCUGAGAUGGUAUGAAUUAGCAACAGUAGGGGUGCAAAGUCUAUUAAUAUACUACAACUAAUAAUAAUUAAACAGGCAUUUGAGUUGCUCACAAUAAAAAGACUUU
Tauraco erythrolophus (red-crested turaco) is the source of this 1269-nucleotide messenger RNA. The record is from RefSeq and is a predicted model, not a curated record. Lineage: Eukaryota; Metazoa; Chordata; Aves; Musophagiformes; Musophagidae.